AUGGCCGCUCUGCUAGUAGUGUGCACCAAGGAGGAACAAAGAACAGUGAUCCAAUUUCUCUGGUGGAAGGUGUCAGGGGCUGAAAUUCAUCAGAGUCUUUCAACACAAUACAGAAACAGUGCUCUACCUCAUAGAAGUGUGUAUGAGUGGAUCGAGAAGUUUAAAAGUGGUCGGACAAGCGUGACACACGAAGAGGGAGCAGUACGCCCGUCAACCUCCACCAGUGAUGAGAUGAUUCAGCAAGCUCGAGAGAUGGUACUGGUGAACCGGCGAGUUACUGUCAAUGAGGUAGCAUGUUCUCUGCAGAUUAGUCAUGGUUCUGCUUAUGAAAUCAUCCACGACGAGCUCGGCUUCCAUAAUGUUGUGCGAGAUGGGUGCCACGAGAGCUUACCGCAGAGCACAAGCACAAACAUGUUGAGAUCUGCCAACGCUUACUCGACUGCUACAACAAUGAAGGCAAAGAAUUUUUAA
Molecule: messenger RNA, 471 nt
Organism: Cryptotermes secundus
Lineage: Eukaryota; Metazoa; Arthropoda; Insecta; Blattodea; Kalotermitidae
Exons: 1
Coding region: 1-471 (156 amino acids)
Source: RefSeq, a predicted model, not a curated record